CAAUAAAACCGAAAAAGCGAGAUCAACAGUAUUUUAUUGUCGAGCUUAAACAGUGGAACAAAAUUCCGGUGUGAAAUCCUCACCGAUCGCGUAAAUUUCUGCUGAAAAAUCCAUCGAAUCGAUCAACUGCGGAGUCUUGAUUUGAUCCCCAAACAAAAUGCAGUUCUUCGGCGGCACAGAAAUCAGUCCAUCUCCUCCGGUGCCGACCGCAUCCGGCGACAUGAUGAAAACCGAAUUCAUUCUUUGAUGGAUUUUUUCACCAAUUAUAUAUAGUGUCUUCUAACACGCAGUCUUAGUGAACCAGUGAUGAAAACCGUUAGACAUAUUUCCCGCCAAAUUAUAACGAACACUUCCUCCGCAGAAGCUUCCAUCAUCCUCUCACUAGACAAGCACCUCGACCUCAACACACUGCAAAAGCUCCACGCCCGCAUCAUCUCCGACCCCAAUUUAUGCUCCGACACCUCCCUCGCCAUCAAGCUUAUGCGCGCCUACGCCGCCCGCCGCAGACCCGAUUCCACCCGCAAGGUGUUCGACAAAAUUCCCGAGAGAAACAGCGUCAUUUGCAACGUCAUGAUCCGGAGCUACGUCAACAAUCAUAUGUACCAAGAUGCGAUCCUCAUGUACAAAAUCACGCUGGCUUCGGGCGUUUUCCCCGAUCACUACACGUUCCCCUGCGUUCUCAAAGCUUGCUCGGCCUCGGAUAAUUUCCGUUUUGGGGUGCAGAUGCAUUCUCCCGCCGUGAAGAAGGGCCUUGAUUUGAAUCUUUUUACAGGUAACGGCCUUGUUGCGAUGUACGGGAAAUGUGGGAAUUUGGUGGAGGCGAGGCUGGUUUUUGAUGGGAUGCCGUUUAGGGAUAUUGUGUCUUGGAACUCUUUGGUGGCGGGAUAUGCGCAGAAUGGGAGAUUCGAUGAAGCGUUGGAGGUGUGCGAAGAAAUGGAGAUGUUAGGUGUGCAUCACAAUUCCGGGACUAUGGCUAGUCUGUCUCCGGCUGUGACUGAUACUAGUGUAAAAAAUGUCAUGUUUGUGAAGAGAAUAUUCGUGAACAUGAAUUCGAAGGAGUUAGUGGCGUGGAACGUGAUGAUUUCGAUUUAUACGAAUAAUUCCAUGUCUGAUGAGGCAGUUGAGCUUUACACGGAGAUGGAGGCACGGGGGAUAGAAGCUGAUUCGAUCACUAUCGCUAGUGUGCUUCCGUCUUGUGGCGAUCUCUCUGCUCUGUCGCUGGGGAAGAGAAUCCACGGAUUCGUUAAAUUGAAGAGGAUGCAACCUAAUUUAUCCGUGGAGAACGCGUUGAUUGAUAUGUAUGCGAAGUGUGGGUGCUUAGUCGAAGCGAGGAGAGUGUUCGACGAAAUGAGAAUCAAGGAUGUUGUUUCUUGGACUUCAAUGAUGUCUGCCUAUGGCAGGAGUGGGAAAGGCCAUGAAGCUGUUGAGUUAUUCUCGAAAAUGCAGGAUUUAGGUAUCAUCCCGGAUUCCAUAGCGUUCGUUUCGAUUCUCUCAGCUUGCAGCCACGCGGGAUUACUAGCAGAGGGACGCGAUUAUUACAGAAUGAUGACAGAGAGGUACAAUAUAUCUCCAAGAGUUGAACACUUUACUUGUAUGGUUGAUCUGCUUGGCCGUGCUGGUCUCGUUGAUGAGGCGUAUUCUCGGAUUAAGGAAAUGCCGGUGGAGCCCAACGAUAGGGUGUGGGGAGCUCUACUGAAUGCUUGCCAUGUCUAUAACAACAUGGAUAUCGGGGUUAUUGCAGCUGAUCGUUUAUUCGAAUUGGCUCCUAAUCAAUCUGGCUACUAUGUCCUGUUAUCGAACAUAUACGCCAAGGCCAGGAGAUGGAGCGAUGUAACUCUGGUUCGAAGGAUCAUGAAGGACAGAGGAUUGAAGAAAGUACCCGGUGUGAGCAAUGUGGAGCUUCGUGAUCAAGUCCACACGUUCCUUGCUGGUGAUCGAUCGCACCACCAGUCGAAGGAGAUAUACGAGGAGUUGGAGGUUUUGGUGGCGAAAAUGAAGGAAUCAGGUUACAUUCCCAGAACAGAGACGGCCCUGCACGAUGUGGAGGAGGAGGAUAAGGAGAACCAUUUGGCGGUGCAUAGCGAGAAGUUGGCAAUUAUGUUUAUGCUCAUCAAUAGCAGGCCUGGGACGCCAAUCAGGGUUACGAAGAAUAUACGUGUCUGUGAGGAUUGCCACGAUGCGAUCAAGCUGAUAUCGAAGAUCACUGAGCGACAGAUCACGGUGAGGGACACGAACCGGUAUCACCAUUUUGAGAAUGGCGUUUGCUCCUGUGGUGAUUACUGGUGAUAAGUGAAGAAGAGAAGAGAAGAGAAGAAGAGGAUAAUGUUGUCAUCGACUAAACAAAAUGAAGGCAUUGUAUUAAUGGUCUGCCUACUAUUGUGGCAAGAAAUACAAUGAUGGAUGCGAGAACUGAUUCAGUGAUGCUUCCUUUGGUAGCUAGAAACAUCCAAACUUAUGAUGCUGCAUUAGAUGCCUCCGUUUCUGAGGGUGCCGAUUUUCUUAUUUUUACUCUGAAAGGAGGUGCUUCUCCUGAGGAGCUCGUAAGCUCCAUAUCAGGGAGCAUAAAAAUUCCAAUUUUUAUCAUGUUUGAUUCUCCUAAAGAUGAAAUGUCGCUGCAUUCACUAAACUCAGGAGCUAGUGGUGUAGCUGUUUCAGUGGAUGAAUUGAAAUUGUUGGGAGAAGAUGGAUCGAAUAAGUUAUCUCACAUUGAGUAUGCAUCACAUGCAAAAGCAGACGACAUAGGACAAAGCUUUGAAAAUAUCAAAACUAUAGGCACACAGAAUGGUUUUUAUGGGAAAAAAGAUGAUUGGUGGUUUUACGAGAUUGGAAGAGAGAGAACAACAGUUACUAGACAAGGAGCGAACGAUUUUGAUUGAAGCUACUAGUGUUAUCGAAAGAGCUGCACCACUGGUGAUCCUUCAUUUCUAAAAACCUUUGAUGGGGGAUAUCUCACUUCUCAAAGAUGCUGUUUCUCAACUUGACCAGCCAUUUUCUAUGGUUAUAGUGAGGCUGUUGCUGAUGCAAACAAAGCAAUCGAGUUGGAUCCUUCAAUUGCGAAAGCAUAUCUGCGUAAAGGUGUUGCAUGCUUCAAGCUUGAUGAGUACCAGACUGCCAAGACAGCACUGGAAAAUGGUGCAACUUUGGCACCUGCAGAUUCCAGGUUUACUAAAUUGAUCGAGGAAUGUGAUCAGCGUAUUGCAGAGGAAGCUCAAGAAUUGCCUACACAACUGGCUGAAAAACCUUCAACAGGUGUGGUUACUCCAAAUAAUUUGCCACCAGCAGUUGAGUUGUCCAGUCGAGAAAAAGCAGCAUCGACUACUAGGCUGAAAUACAGCUGCUAAUCAUGGGUUGAUGAUCACAUGGACAUGGUAGCCCCUUAAUGACUAUGGAAGGGACAAUAUGGAAUAAGAGUGGAUCACAUGGUAGCCCCUUAAUCACAUGGCAGCACUGAACAAGUUUUUCAGAGACAUAUACAAGGAUGCAGAUGAAGACACAAGAAGGGCCAUGCAGAAAUCAUUCGUAGAGUCGAAUGGAACGGUGCUAUCAACCAACUGGAAAGAGGUUGGCACGAAAAAGGUCGAAGGAAGAGCCCCUGAAGAAAUGGGAACACUGAAUUGGCUUUGUUUACUCCCACAAUAUUUUUGAUUAUUUGCCCGAGUUGCAUUUCAUGCGAAGUUGUCCAUAUUUUCUGUUUAGCCUUGCCUUGUCCAAAACUAGACUCUUUUUCAUUAUUUUUAGGUUGUUUUCAACCUUUUACACUCACAUUAUUUCUAGCUUUUCUUUCUUUUUUUGGACUAUUUGAUGAUUAUGUUUUUUAUGAGGAUUAAUAAUGGUUUCUAAUUUAUUUCCUUAUCGUGGUUA
Molecule: messenger RNA, 3861 nt
Organism: Salvia splendens (bonfire salvia)
Lineage: Eukaryota; Viridiplantae; Streptophyta; Magnoliopsida; Lamiales; Lamiaceae
Product: putative pentatricopeptide repeat-containing protein At3g49142
Exons: 8
Coding region: 307-2286 (659 amino acids)
Biological process (GO): RNA modification
Molecular function (GO): zinc ion binding; protein binding; RNA binding
Source: RefSeq, a predicted model, not a curated record